AUGGCGUUACCGGAAUGGGGAGAUGUUCCUCCACUCAACGACGAGGAUUCUGACGGAGAAAACCGUACUGAGAGAAACGACUACAACAUUGAGCAAUCUGUGAUUGACUUCGAGGGCGAAUCACCCAUUCGUCACAAUGUAUAUCCAGACACAGAGAGUGAUGAUGAUGAGGAAGGAGAAGUCCAGAGAACAGUGAGAAAGCGUAACAAUAUUGUCAGAGGCGAUGGAAAAUUGUUUGAAGGGCAAGUCUUCAGCACUGGUUUGGCUUUUAAGGAAGCUGUUCUUGAUUAUGCUCUGAAAACAAGCAGAAAUCUCAAACAAUACAGGUAUGACAAAGAUAAGCUUGGCUAUAAUUGUGUUGGCGAUGGAUGUUCAUGGCGGAUUUACUGCUCCAAAACAGGAAAGACAUUUCAAUGGCAAGUUAAAGUCUUUAAGAAUGUUCAUAGUUGUGUCCCUAAUGGUUGCUGUGAGAUGAUAAAAGUUCCAGUGAUUGCACGCUUGUUUGUCGACAAGAUUCGAGAAGAGCCGGAAUAUUUUAUGCCAAAGAAGAUCGAGGAACUAAUCAUGGAGAAGUGGAAGAUCAAUGUGUCUAGACCUCAGUGUCAAGCUGCAAGGAACAAGGCGUUGAGAUGGAUUGAGAGAGAGUAUGAUGAACAGUUUGCGCGUCUCCAUGAUUAUGUUAAGGAGAUACUAGAGUCGAAUCCCAACUCUUCUGUGGAGCUUGAGUGUCUGCCUGAUGAGAAAGGCUUACAGUUAUUCAAUAGGUUUUAUGUCUGUUUUGACAUACUAAGAAGAAACUGGAAAGAUACUUGUAGACAGCUUAUAGGAGUGGAUGGAUGCCAUUUGAAAUCGAAGAUGAAAGGGAUGUUACUGGUAGCUCUAGGUCGAGAUGCGGAUAAUUCAAUAUAUCCUAUUGCUUGGGCUAUUGUGCAAGUAGAAAACACAGAUAAUUGGUUGUGGUUUGUGAAGAAGAUAAAAUAUGAUUUGGGUCUGCUUAAUGGUGAAGGAUUUAUCAUGGUCUCGGAUAGGCAAAAAGGAUUGAUCAAAGCUGUUCAGACUGAGCUUCCGGGAAUAGAGCACAGAAUGUGUGUGAGGCAUAUAUAUGGAAAUUUGAAGGGAAAGCAUGGGAAAAAAGCAGAUUUGAAGCUUCAUGUUUGGAAUCUUGCUUGGAGCUACAAUGAGCCAGAGUAUAGGGAGAACUUGGACAGGAUAUUCAACUAUGAUUCUGAAGUUCAUGAAGAUGUGUUGAAGACAAAUCCCAAGUCUUGGUCAAGAGCAUAUUUUAAGCUUGGAAAUUACUGUGAAGAUGUUGAGAAUAAUUCAACAGAAUCAUGGAACAACACAGUUCUGAAGGCUAGGGACAUGCCAUAUGUCCCUAUGCUGGAGAUGAUAGCUCGACAGUCAAUGGUCCGUAUUUCAAAGAGAAAUGUCAUAGCAUUGGGUCACAAAAGCUUGUGUACUCCUUAUGUGAUUGAGUACCUAAAAGAAGAGUUAGAGAAAGCAUCGGUGUGUGUGGUGCAUAGAAGCACAAAUAACACAUUUGAUUCGAGAAUUGGUGGGUGCUCACACCGUGUCAAUUUGGAAACUAGAAGUUGUACUUGUAGGAGGUGGGACAUCACAGGCAUUCCUUGUGAGCAUGCGUAUGGGGUCAUCUUAAGCAAGAAGCUUGAGGUUCAAGAUUAUGUGUGUCAUUGGUUUAAGACUGCUACGUGGAGGAGGACUUAUGCUGAAGGUAUAAUACCGCUUAGAGGUGCAAGGUUUUGGCCAGUUGGAGAAGAACCACGAGUGCAUCAUGCUCCGGAGCCACCACAACCUGGUCGUAAGAAAGGUGACAAAGACGGAAAGAGCGGAAAGAACGAUAAAAAGAGGAAGAAAGGAAUAAAUGAGUCUCCAACAAAGAAGAAACCCAAAAUGUUGAAGAGGACAAUGCAUUGUAGUCAAUGUGGUGAAGCCAAUCACAACUCUCGAUUUCACAAGAAAGCACAACAGGCUCCUCAACGUGACUCUUCUCAGGUUGAGUCUUCACAGGCCGAAGAAUGA
This is a messenger RNA of Raphanus sativus (radish), 2040 nucleotides long. RefSeq lists its product as uncharacterized. Gene Ontology annotation, molecular function: zinc ion binding. NCBI's taxonomy places the organism in Eukaryota, Viridiplantae, Streptophyta, Magnoliopsida, Brassicales, Brassicaceae. Bases 1 to 2040 code for a protein of 679 amino acids. The transcript is spliced from 2 exons. The record is from RefSeq and is a predicted model, not a curated record.